Ustilaginoidea virens is the source of this 3048-nucleotide messenger RNA. RefSeq lists its product as uncharacterized. Lineage: Eukaryota; Fungi; Ascomycota; Sordariomycetes; Hypocreales; Clavicipitaceae. Gene Ontology annotation, molecular function: protein binding. Gene Ontology annotation, biological process: protein folding in endoplasmic reticulum. The record is from RefSeq and is a predicted model, not a curated record. The transcript has 2 exons. Bases 1 to 3048 code for a protein of 1015 amino acids. Gene Ontology annotation, cellular component: EMC complex.
AUGCGGCGCGCAGUCCGACCCGCCGCCGCCGCCGCCGGCCUGCUGCUGAUGCUGCUGCUGGGCCUUUGCACCCCCGCCGCCGCCGUUUUCAAGGACGAAGUCGGCGACGUCGACUACCACCACGCCCUCGUGGGCCUGCCCCAGGCCGAAACCACCUUCUUCCACCGCCCGCGCAAGGCCGGCAGGGCCAGCCUGCUCUACACCCUCGGCGACGUCGGCGUCGUCGGCGCCGUCAACCCCAGCACCGGUGAGCUGGUGUGGCGGCAGCACAUCGGGCGCGGCGGCGUUGGCGGCGGCCACCUGCGCGCCCCCCAGGGCGAGAGCUGGGUCGCCUCGGCGCACGGCUCCCACGUCCAGGCGUGGGACGCCCUGACGGGCCGCAACAUCUGGGAGGUCGAGUUCGCCGGCCGCGUCAGGGACCUGGAGAUCCUGGAGCUGACCGAGUCGUCGUCGAGGAAGGACGUGCUCGCGCUGUUUGACGAGGGCGGCGUCACCGUCCUGCGCCGGCUGCACGGCGCGCUGGGCAGCGUGCUGUGGGAGUUUCGCGAGACAAGCCGCGACGUGCCGGCGCAGGUGUCGACCAACAUUGCCGACGUGUACGUGCUCAGCCUGCACGGGGCGCCGGGCGCCUACAGCCUCAAGGUCACGUCGCUCGACAUGGCCACCGGCCGCCGCGUCGACCACUGGACCGUCGGCGGCGGCGGCGGCGGCGGCGGCGGCAUCCGCGACGCCCGCCACGUCAGCUUCGUCGGCGCCAACUCGGCCGCCCCCAUCGCCGCCUGGACCGACGCCCGCCUGACCCGGCUGAGCGUCAACGUGCUCGGCGCCCGGACCAAGCAGGACUUUGCCCUCCCCGACGGCACCACCGCCGUGCGCGUCCACGCCCCGCACCUCCUGCAGUCGCUGCCGCACUUCCUCGUCCACGUCAGCACCGCGUCCGGCCACAGGGCCCAGGUGUACCACACCGACCUCAAGAGCGGCCGCGUGUCCAAGGCGUACGACCUGCCCCACGCUGCCGGGCCGGGCGCCUUCUCCACCAGCUCCGACGCCGCCAACGUCUACUUCACCCGCAUCACCCAGCACGAGGUGACGAUUGUCUCGUCCGAGUCGCACGGCGUGCUGGCCCGCUGGCCCCUCAGGCCCGCCGAGGACGGCCGCGCCGCCGCCGUCGAGGCCGUGUCCGAGGUGGUCAGGAGGGCCGCCGGCGGCGGCGGCGGCGAGUUUGCCGUCCGCUCGGCCGCCCUGACCAGCGGCCAGGACUGGAUCCUGAUCCGCAACGGCGUCGUCGACUGGUCCCGGCCCGAGGGUCUCUCCGGAGCCGUGGCCGCCGUCUGGGCCGAGGUUCCCGAAGCCGAGAGGCUGGCCCAGGCGCUGGCCGAGGAAGCCCAUGCCAACCCGCUGGCGGCCUACGUCCACCGCGUCCGCCGCCACCUUGCCGACCUGCAGCACCUGCCCGCGUACCUCGCCCGCCUGGCUCGACGCGUCGCCGACGGCAUCAUCUCCGGACAAGCCGCCGACCCGUCCGGUCGCCACCAGCAGGAGGGCCUCCCCCCCCUCCGCCGCCGCGGCGACGCCUUCGGCUUCGGCAAGAUUGCCGUCCUGGCCACCCGCCGCGGCCGCUUCUACGGACUCGACACCGGCCGCCACGGCAAGGUCCUGUGGUCCAGCGCCGUCUUCCAGCCUCCCCAGCCCGGCGCGCCCGCCAUCUCCAUCAAAGGCCUCGUGGUCAACGACGGCGAGGGCACCGUGACCGCCGUCGGGGGCGACGGCGAGCUCGCCGUCGUCGACUACGCGACCGGAAACGUCGUCCAAGCUCGCCAGGCCGGGGGCGCCACGUCGCCCGCCACCAAAGUCGCCGGCACCGCCGUCGUCGUCGACGCCGCCGCCGGCUCCAAGCGGCUUCUCGCGCUCGACCCCGACGGGCUGCCGGUGCCCGACGCCUCCACGAGCGUGCGGGUGCCCGACGACGCCGCCGCCGUCGUCGUCGUCCGCGACGGCGACCGAGGCCUGAAGGGCGUCAAGCUCCUCGCCGCCUCAGAGGACGGCGGCAAGGUCUCCCGCACCGACCUGUGGCAGCUCCGCGUGGGCCAGGGCCAGAGAGUGGUCGGCGUCGCCACCCCGCCGAGCCACAACCCCGUCGCCUCCAUCGGCCGCGUCCUCGGCGACCGCAGAGUCGCCUACAAGUACCUGAACCCCCACACGGCCGUGGUGGCCGUCGCCGACGACGCCGCCAGCACCCUCUCGGUGCGGCUGGUCGACACCGUCUCCGGCCAGACGCUGGCGUCGCAGUCGUACGCCGGCGUCGACGCCGGCCGGAGCGUCUCGUGCGCCAUGGCCGAGAACUGGUACUCGUGCGCCUUCUUCGCCGACGGCGCCCUGGGCGACGGCACCAACCGCACCGUCAAGGGCUUCCGCAUCGUCACCUCGGACCUCUUCGAGUCCCCCGACCCCGACGACCGAGGCCCGCUCGGCGACGCCCCCACCUUCAGCUCGCUCGACCCCGUCGACGCCCCGGCCGCCGCCGGCGCGCCCCUCCCCUGGGUCGUCUCGCAGGCCGUGGUCGUCUCGCAGGAGCUGCAGGCCCUGACCACCACCCAGACCCUGCAGGGCAUCACCAGCCGACAGCUGCUGGCGUACCUGCCCGAGAGCCACGGCAUCCUGGCCAUCCCGCGGCACGUGCUCGACCCGCGGCGACCCGUCGACCGCGACCCCACGGCGGCAGAGGCCGAAGCCGAGUCGCUGCUCCGGUACGCGCCGCAGCUCGAGGUCGACGCCCGGGGCAUCGUCACCCACGAGCGGGACGUCGUGGGCGUGACGGACAUGAUCACCACCCCGGCCGCCGUGGAGAGCACCAGCCUGCUCCUCGCCUACGGCAUAGACGUCUUUGGCACGCGGCUCUCGCCCAGCGGGCUCUUUGACAUUCUCGGCAAGGGCCUCAACAAGGCGACGCUGGUGGGGACGGUGCUGGCCCUGUUUGCGGGGGUAUUGUCGCUGGCUCCCAUGGUCCGUCGCAACCAAAUCGACAAACGAUGGGACGCCUUUCUGUAA